This is a messenger RNA of Gastrolobium bilobum, 976 nucleotides long. RefSeq lists its product as uncharacterized. NCBI's taxonomy places the organism in Eukaryota, Viridiplantae, Streptophyta, Magnoliopsida, Fabales, Fabaceae. The transcript has 4 exons. The coding region runs from base 142 to 831 and encodes 229 amino acids. The record is from RefSeq and is a predicted model, not a curated record.
AAAGUGAAUUAUCGAAUGUUCUUUCUUCUGCCCCACUAGCAAUCAACAAAUCCUGGACAAUUUACUCUGAUUUGCAGAUGCAGAUUUCAAUUCAUAGAUCUCACCCAUAAUUUGUCCAAAUUUUGUUUUGGGUGGGUAAUAAUGAAUAGUUUCACCGCCGAAGAUCUCUCCACAAUCGGAGGAAUCGCCACCGUGUCGCUUCUGCAUUCCUUCAUUCCCACACAUUGGCUUCCUUUCUCCAUCGUGGGUCGUGCCCAGAAAUGGACUCUCUCCAGAACACUCCUCGUUACUGCAUUUGGAGCAAUUUUACAUGUAAUAUCCACUUCGCUGCUUGGUAUAACAGCAAUUACCAUGGCAAACACCAUUGCUGGUGAAGAAACUGUGCAUAAGCUUGCUUCACUUCUGCUCGUAUUUCUUGGUGGUAGUUAUGUUCUGUUGUUUCUGAUGGGAAAGGGUGGCCAUAGUCAUUCGCACAACCAACCCAUGGAGAAAAUGGCUGUAGCCGGGCUUAUUCUUGUUCCUGCAUUGUCUCCUUGUGCUACAACACUUCCAGUAUUUCUUGCUGUUGGAAAUUCAUCUUCCAUGAUGGUGCUUGCAAUCAUAGUGCUGCUAUUCAGCACAAUAACUGUGAUGACUUCGCUAGUAGCAUUGUCAUUUUAUGGGGCGAGUCAGCUGAAGUUUCACUGGGUGGAGCGCUAUGACAAACUUCUUGUUGGUUCAGUGCUGUGUUUAGUAGGACUCUUGACCCUAAUUUUUCAUGAUCAUGAUCAUGGAGAACUAGGUUCGGUUGGAGAGCACUUACAUACACAUAGGAAGAUCAUUUCCUUGUGAGAUAUAUUAAUAUAUGUCCUGUAAUUAGACGCUUUUUCACAGUAUUGUUCCUACUUUUGUAUCAGGAAAAAAUUUGUUGCUAUUUUGAGAAUUUGUCAUCUUGGCCUUGUUAAAGUGGGUGUAACCUGAGUUUAUAAUGUGAAGU